Molecule: messenger RNA, 5880 nt
Organism: Phyllopteryx taeniolatus (common seadragon)
Lineage: Eukaryota; Metazoa; Chordata; Actinopteri; Syngnathiformes; Syngnathidae
Gene: ltk
Product: leukocyte receptor tyrosine kinase
Exons: 29
Coding region: 186-4763 (1525 amino acids)
Biological process (GO): multicellular organism development; positive regulation of kinase activity; cell surface receptor protein tyrosine kinase signaling pathway
Cellular component (GO): signaling receptor complex; membrane
Molecular function (GO): transmembrane receptor protein tyrosine kinase activity; ATP binding; protein binding
Source: RefSeq, a predicted model, not a curated record
ACAUCACUUCAUGUCGACCAUUGCGCAACUCGGCGCGACGAGCGAGCGAGCGAGCAACUCAAAGCCGCAACAGCCCGCCGCCUCUCUCGGGGCUGCUUGCGUGCGUCUCAUGAGGAGCUAAAGGCGCCCGAACCAGCGCGGACUCUUGUUUUCAGGGGUGGAUUUGCCCCCAACACAACGGAGCCAUGGACGAUGUUAAAAAGCCAAGAGUUGUUACUCCUCUUCUUCUUCUUCUUCUUCACGUCGCCAUUCUCUUAAUCUGCAGUCACUGCCACGGUCUUCUGGACAGUUUUCCGGGGGACGUGUCAGAUCAGCUGCUUCCUCGGCACUCUGACUCACAAGAAGACAGUCAAUUUUUCUCCUGUGAUUUCGAGUCGCCGUGUCUCUGGACUUUAUCAAAUCACAGUCAGCAAAGUGACUGGUUGGCAGUGUCUGCACGGGAAACGCAGCGAGCAGGUUGGAUGCCUGAGGCUGACUACUCGGAGGGGAGCUCUGAUGGUCACUUUCUUCUUCUAAGCCCCUCCCCUGGUGCCGAGGCCUCUAGGAGAUGCGAGUAUCAGUUAACGAGCCCGAUCGUGCCCAGAUGUGACCACCAGUGUGUUUUGCAUCUGGCCCUGUAUGAGACAUCACCAUCAGCAGGGGAUCUCACAGUCCUGAUCAAGCCACUUUACUCCAGUUCCUUUGUUGAUGCCGUCGUGUUCGAGCCUGAGAGGAGAGAGGACCCCAGGGCGGAGUGGGAAGCUGUGGAGACUGGAAUAGGCCCAGUGGAUGAGCCCUUCCAGGUGACUCUGAGCUACACCGGAUGUGUGCAGGACGGAUCCACUGUGGCUCUCGACUCACUGCGCUUCAUAAAUUGUGAUCCGGACGGAGAGGAAGAGGUCAUCCCACCGGAUGUGGACUGUGGCGAUAAUUUCUACUGUGAACACUCUGAAUAUUGCAUCGACCAAAAACAUGUGUGCGAUUUCCACACAGACUGCCCUUUAGGAGAGGAUGAGGGUUUCCUUUGCGGUUCAAUGCCAUUUGGCUCACAUUGCUCAUUUGAGCAGGAUGCUUGCGGUUGGUCAAUUUCUAAGCAGCAAUCAGCUUGGAAGAGGGUGGCCGGCGAUGAGCUGCUGCAGAGAGAAGACAUGCAGGGCCUCACACUGAGCAGUACGCCUGGAUAUUUUUUGUUUCUGGAGAUCAGAGAGACACAUACCCUGCAACAGGCAUUUGUUCAGAGCCCAUUUUUCCUUCCUCCUGUCUCCAAUAAUACUUGCCAGAUGCGUUUUUCUUUUUACCUGUUUGGCUCCUUCAAUGGCUCCUUGUCGGUGGUAAUAGAAGAGAACGGGACCUCCACAGCACCACUGAUCUGGGAGGGACAUGGUCAGUGGAAGGAUGACUGGGAGGAUGUUGUCCUGCAGCUGACAGACCUUCAUCAUGGGUUUCGCAUUAAGGUGACAGCUGUUUGGCUCCAGGGCUCCCAUGCUGAUGUAGCCCUGGAUGACAUUGCAAUCGGUGCAACCUGCUUCGACACAGAUCUCAGCUCACUCAUGCCGAUGGCUGACCUGAGGGAUUUCUUUAGCCCCCUCGCUGAGCCUUCAUUUUCAGAAAUGUCUCUGAUGAUGUGGUUUUUCAACUCGUGCGGCGCCAGCGGUCCUUACGGGCCGACCCAGGCCCAGUGUGACAGCACCUACAGGAACAAAAAUGUCAGCGUGACCGUGGGGAAGGAAGGACCUUUGAAGGGGGUGCAAAUGUGGAGGGUCCCUGCCACCAACAGAUACCUGAUUUCGGCUUAUGGAGCCGCAGGAGGGAAAGGGGCCAAAAACCACAACAAGCGCAACCACGGCAUCUUCAUAUCGGCUGUUUUUCCUCUGGAGAAAGGGGAAUUACUUUACAUCUUAGUGGGCCAUCAAGGAGAGGACGCAUGCCCGGGGAGAAAUUUACAAACCCAGAAGAUCUGCCUGGGGGAGUCAUCUGUGAUCGACACCAGAGGAGAGGCUGACACAGAGUGGUCCGGAGGGGGAGGCGGAGGGGGAGGAGCUACCUUCGUCUUUAAGAUGCAGGGCGACGAGCUGGUUCCCUUGCUGAUUGCGGCCGGCGGAGGAGGAAAUGCCUACAUGGAAGACCCAGAGUCCAGUUUGGAUCAGAUACCACUGGAGCAGUUUGAGAACAGCACCACAGCGCCCAGCACCAACGGUCAAACUGGCGCUGCAGGUGGAGGUGGAGGCUGGAAAGAUGCUCCUACGGCUCACCUGGUGGCCGGCAAGUCCCUGGCAGAAGGUGCCGACGGGGGUGCAGCGUGCCUUUUGUCAAAGUCCAAACUGGGCUGGUCCACCAACGGGGGGUUCGGAGGCGGAGGUGGCGCCUGCACGGCCGGAGGAGGCGGAGCUGGCUACAGAGGCGGCGAUGCUGCGCUGACGGAUGACAUGAAAGCCGAUGGUCGUGAUGGGAUCUCCUUCAUCAAUCCAAACGGCGAGAUUUACCUGCAGCCUCUGGCAGCCAUGGAGAGUCAUGGCGAGUGUGAAAUCAAAGUGCAGCUGAACUGCAGCCACUGUCAGUCCCAGAGCUGCAAGCAGGAUGAAGACACACACCUCAUCCUCUGCCUGUGCCACGACGACGAGAUUUUGGCCAGCGACAACGUCACGUGCGUUGAUACAGUAGCUCCUCCAGUCCCGCCUCCUCCGGUCCAGAUGUCGACCACGCUGGUCCUGGCCGUGGUCGUCUCCACCGUCGUCAGCGGCGUGGUGUUGAUCUGCGCCGGAGUCAUCCUCAUGUGGCAUCGCUGGAAAAACGAUCUACAAGCAGUGAGGGGCCGCCUGCAGAGCCCCGAGUACAAGCUGAGUAAGAUCCGCUCCUCUACCAUCAUGACGGACUACAACCCCAACUACUGCUUUGCCGGGAAGGCCUCGACGCUCAGUGAGCUGAAGGAAGUACCGCGCAAAAACAUCACACUGUUCAGAGCUCUCGGCCACGGCGCCUUCGGUGAGGUGUACGAGGGUCAGGUCCUCGGGAUGAACGCCGAUAAUGGCCCCAUGCGAGUGGCUAUAAAGACUCUUCCGGAAAUCUGCUCUGAGCAGGAUGAAAUGGAUUUCCUCAUGGAGGCGCUGAUUAUGAGCAAGUUCAACCAUGAGAACAUUGUACGGUGCAUCGGCGUCAGUCUCAACAUCCUGCCACGCUUCAUCUUGCUGGAACUCAUGACCGGAGGAGACAUGAAGAGCUUCCUGAGGCAGAACAGGCCUCAACGCGGCCAAGCUCCUUCUCUCAGCAUGCACGAGCUGCUGCAGAUGGCCAGGGACAUUGCACGUGGUUGCCGCUACUUGGAGGAGAAUCACUUCAUACACAGAGAUAUUGCUGCUAGAAAUUGCCUUCUUACGUGCCCUGGACCGGAAAGGGUGGCCAAGAUCGGAGACUUUGGCAUGGCCAGAGAUAUUUACAGAGCCAGCUACUACAGAAAAGGUGGCCGUGCCAUGCUGCCAGUCAAGUGGAUGCCACCUGAGGCUUUCAUGGAGGGAAUCUUCACCUGCAAGACGGAUACAUGGUCCUUUGGAGUACUGCUAUGGGAGAUCCUCUCUUUGGGCUACAUGCCAUACCCAUGCAAGACCAACCAGGAGGUGCUGGAGUUCGUCACCAGUGGAGGCAGGAUGGACCCCCCAGAGGGUUGCCCCGGCCCAGUCUAUCGAAUCAUGACCCAGUGUUGGCAGCAUUGUCCUGAAUACCGACCCAACUUCUCCACUAUACUUGAGAGAAUCAACUACUGCACUCAGGAUCCGGACGUGAUCAACACACCUCUCCCAGUCGAAUAUCGGCCCACCACGGACGACGAUAGUGCCGCAGUGAUCCGCCCGUCUGACCACAGACCCACCAGCUUCGCUCCUCUCCCCGUCUCCUUGGACACCUCCACCCCCUUGAUCCUGGCGCCCCCGGCGCUUCUUCCGCAGCCCGCUAAACCUCAUCUUCUCCUUCAAAAAGGCCCACCUGUCCAGCACGAGGCAACGUCAGGCCGCGAGGCGCUCCCAGAGCCCUCCUGGCCCGAGGCAGUCCCGGCUGCCGCCGUGUGCACGGGGGGCCUCUGGGUGCACCCUGAGCCUCCUUUGCAUCAACCUUGCUCCAGAAACAACUCUUGCUCGGGAAGCCAACAGCUGACGAACAAAACCAAGAAUUUGUGGAACCCGACGUAUGGCUCCUGGGUCUUGGAAAGCUUCAAGGGCAAGAAGACCCUGGCUCACACUCAGUCCGUGCCCCUCUCGAGUUCUCCUUCCCCUUCGUGCAACGUGGCCGCCUCAGAAUGCAACCGGGCAGGUUGUGAAAACUCCAACUGCUCCCACCUCAAACCCCCCAGCCUCGGUACUUCUGCGUCGCCUCCCUGCCAGGCUCAAGCCGCACUGAGCGUGCCCCACAAUAAGGGCCAAAGCGGUGGCGCCCCCUCGAAGGGGGGCAUUGACCUGGCAAAGCUGCAGAGUUUUCCCUGUGGAAACGUCAAUUACGCCUACGAUGAGCAAAGCUACGAGGGAGAGAGCUUGCCCUUGGUGGUCCAGACCAAAGGCCCUGAAGCCAUCAAAAACACCAGCUCGGCUCCCAGCAUGUCCUCAGGGACUGGCCUGGGGCUGGCGCUGGGUCUCUACGCGUCCUCUUCAUCCUCUUCCUGCAUGCCCAAGCUGCUGCUCAAGCGCCACGCUAGCUACGGGCACGAGGACGUGAGGAGAUGCACCAAAGCUGAGAAGCCCGCACGAGACCGAGACUCCGGCUUCUCUUUGUCCGAGGACCUGAGCGUCACCCCGACCUGAGGACUAAACCUCUGUUAGCUUUUAGGUUUUGAGAGUCAACACAGCAGGUUUUCCUGAUGUGAAAUAAAGGAGACCAUGAUAAAUCAUUACAAAACUUUUCGGGGUUUUUAAAUAGUGUGACCCAUUCCUUGUUUAGCAUAAGUUGUGUAUAGUGAACCGCUGCAUACUUCCCAUUCAGCAUUCGUUUAUUCACCUAUCUGCAGAUAUUUUUCUUCUGUUAUUUGCUCAAAAACUUACCUCUUCACUGUUUUUGUAUACAGUUAUUGCUUUGGCCUGAGCACAAAAAGAGCGAUGUGCAAGUGAGUUGAGGAGUUCUAUUUACACCUAAGUAGUCAUUUGUCACCAUCUUGUGGCAUCUAUAGGCAAGUACAACAAUUUUAAGGGCAGGGAAUCAAUUACAGGUUUUUACUACUUGUGGCAGGGCUGUACACCUGAAAAUGAGAUAAGAUAAUUAUGAAAUUCAGUGUUCAAAUCUCGUCGCUGGCCAGUUUGAAAGUUCUCCAACUGAAUUUGAGUGACUUUGGUCCAGAGUUGCCUUUGUAAAUCCAUGAUUACCUGUACAGGCAAUGUUUUAAGGUGCAUUUCAGUGGCCAAGGGCCGUACUAAAUUAAAGAAAACAAUUUGACAGAACGGUGGCCUUGUGGUGGGCGUGUCUGCCUCACAGUUCUGAGGUAAAACCCUGAACAGUAUAAACCAGUGGUCACGGGCCAUUUAGUACCAGGCCGCACAGCUUUUAAUGUAAAAUUCUUAUUCUGAUUUUAUUUUAAUGUUUUAUUGUGGGAGAGUCCGCGGUGGAAAAAGGUUGGGGACCACUGGUAUAGGAUGUCUAGAAAAUAGAUGGAUGGAUGCCUUGUGCAGUUAACAUAAUAAUUGAAAACAUUUUGAAAUUGUAGAAAUUAUUUAUCGUGGUAUCGUUUUUUUUUUUUUUUCUUUUUACAUCAUAGAAACCUGCUCUGUUGACAGCGAAGUGCUGACUUUCUAUAUCCACUGUGCCAGCUCGGUAGUGAAUGAUUUGAACUCAUGUAAUGGUUCUGAUGAUUAAAAUGCUGGAAGGACGCCCUCAUACACUCCUCUGCACUGUGAUUCAGAGAGCUGGACUCUUUCCUGCUGGAACCUU